Messenger RNA from Epinephelus lanceolatus (giant grouper), 3247 nucleotides. RefSeq names its product thrombospondin-type laminin G domain and EAR repeat-containing protein-like. Gene Ontology annotation, biological process: signal transduction. Lineage: Eukaryota; Metazoa; Chordata; Actinopteri; Perciformes; Serranidae. The record is from RefSeq and is a predicted model, not a curated record.
UUGGAUCAAUAUGAAGAACGCACAGUCUCCUGGUGUGUGUUGUCACCUCUGAUAGAGACAAAAGGAGCAAUACAUAGAGAGAUAUCUUUAAAAUGGAGACAUUCGCACCAGCUGGCAACUGAACCAAACAGGCUUUCUGUGAUGACAUCGCUCAUAUUCGUGCACUUCCUUCUCCUGGGGUUAAGGGUCAUCGACACCACCGCAGGCACAUGGAGACGCUGCACAGAUUUGCUCCCUCUGGAUCUUCUGUCUUUUGUCCUGGAGAGGGACACCUCCAAACUCGUUCCAGGGGUGCACAUGAAGCAGGCUGGAGGGGUGAGGGGUGUGCAGUUAUCAAGCCCUCAUACCUCCAUGAGCUUUCUCUCCUCCCAGGUGCUGGCGAACUGCGAACUUUUGCCCACAGAAUUCUCCAUCGUUGUGACGCUGAAAGUCGGUCACAUUGCAUCCAAGAGAAAUGAAUACAUCUUUUCCUUGAUGGAGCCAAAAAAUGCAGAUAAAAGAGGAGCGGGGCAGAAGGAGGAAGAGGAGAUCAUUAAAAGGGACAUUUUGGAAAGGAAUAAAGAAGAAGAGCAACAUGAAGAGAGGGGGAAGGAGAGGCGAGUCCAGAGUACUGACGAACGUGGACGGGUCAUCCUGGGAAUGAGGCUCUCGAGAAAACGUCUGCAUUUCUUUUUGAAAAGUCACGGAGGGGUCGUAGAGCAUUGGGGGUUUCAAGGCGCUCGGCUAGCUGACAACCAGUGGCACACUCUGGUUUUAGUUGUUGCCAGUCAUCGUGUGAAGCUCACAGUGGACUGCAGCUCACCCCAGGAAAUAAUUCCCUCCAGGCCUUUACCCUCAGACCUCAACAUUGAGGGAUCGAGAUUCCACAUUGGCAGUCGGGGGAGAUGGAAAGGCUUGUAUUCAGGUCUGUUGCGACAGCUGGUUUUGGUGCCAGGUUCAGAUGCUACCCAUUAUGUCUGCCCCUCCUCAGACCCCCAGCUAGCAGCUCUGUCAGUACCACCACUUCUCUCAGACUUAUCUGUCACAGGAAGGGAGGACGGCAACCAUGUGACUUCCUAUGAAACAGAGCGGGUGUCAGUGGGACUGGAGCAGUCGUGCUCAGAGUUGCAGCAGGGCCAGAUGUGGUUCAAUCCGCACAGGAAAGGCCUCUACCUCUGCGACGGUACAGUGUGGAUCACUGUGUUAGAGGAUCAUAAACGACUGGACUAUGUGGUGGAGCAUCAAGUCCUCACCACCAGCUCAGAGACACAUGAUGUAGAGGUGUUCCAGGUACCUGGCAUGGGUCUGAUGGCUGCUAUGGCUCAUCGGUCAGCCUCUGGCUCCGCUGUAUAUCUGUGGGGUCGCACAGGUUUCCAGCUCUACCAGAAUAUCAGCACAUAUGAAGCUUUGGCUUGGAGACACUUCAGCAUGGGCAAGAAGACAUUUCUGGUGGUGUCUAACUCUGGAGGGGGGACAGACAAGCGUAAACACUCAGAGACUGACAUAUCUGUGAUUUAUAAGUGGAGCAAAAGAAGGAAACGGUUUGUGCGGUUCCAGACUCUGCAGACUCUCUGUGCCCGGGACUGGGAGGCCUUUAACAUCAAUCGGCAAACCUAUCUUGCUGUGGCCAAUCACAGACAAGGUGAUAAUAACCACACUAUCAACAGUGUGAUAUACAAAUGGAACAAGUUGACAAAGUCUUUUGAGGUUCACCAAAUGCUGCUGACCUCAGGAGCCUAUGACUGGGAGUUCUUCACAGUUGGACCGUACCAUUUCCUGGUGGUCGCAAAUGCCUUUGAUGGAGUAACCACUUCUGUGGACUCAGUCAUUUACGUUUGGGUCAGUGGAAGCUUCCAAGUGUUUCAGACAAUUAAGACGUUCUGCGCCACAGACUGGGAAAUGUUUCAGAUUGGCAGCAGAGUUUUCCUCGUCGUUGCCAAUGGACACAGACUCCAUGGUAACGGACCGAGUCGAUACGCCAUCAACUCCACUAUCUACGAGCUGGACAUGAUUGGACGGCUGUUCGUCCGCUUCCAGGAUAUUGUCACCUACAGUGCGGUGGACUGGGAGUUCUUCACCCUCGGGGAGGAAUAUUUUCUGGUUGUCGCUAACUCCUUUAACGGAGAGUCCUACUCUCUCAACAGCAUUCUCUACAGGUGGCAGGGAUAUGAAGGAUUUGUUCCUGUUCAUUGGCUCCCAACCAUUGGGUGCAGUGACUGGGAGUUUUUCAGCUCUAAAGGAGAAUCGUAUCUGAUCUAUUCUAGUGCCAAAGCACCUCUUUCCAAAGUGUUCAAGCUGAAAACCUACUAGGCCAAAAAAAGAGAGUGUGCAUGUAGCUUUGUGUACUGUAUUCAUGUUUGUGUACAUGUUGUCCUAUUUUUGUAAGUAUCUGUGUGCUCCUGUGUGAGAAAAUCUUUGCAAUACUAUUUGAAAUGUGUGAGUGAGUUUAAAGGUAUACUAUGCAGGAUUGUUGGUUGUGCAACAUGUUCGCCAGCAGAAGUGAAAGGAAAAGCCAGUCCCAGGUUCACUCUCGCUUGGUGUUUCGAUUCAAACAGUAAAGUUGCAGCCAAAAACCUUAACUCAUUUAUUUAUUUAAUUUAAUUUAAUAUCUUAAGUUUGUUGAACUUGUUUUCUCAAGUUCAGGGAACUUAACUCAACUCAAAGUACAUUCUCACAACUCAUGAGCCGAUCUAUAGGUGUACUAUGCUUGCCAGCGAAAGUAAAAGUAAUAGCCACACUGAGGAUGCAGGAAAUUUAGGGUUUGAUGCUCAAAAUUCCUUGGGGGUGGACCCCAAACCCCAUUUCAUAUGUGAGUCUAUACACUGUUUCUUUGGAAAAUCCUGCAUAGUAUAUCUUAAAGUAAAUAUGCCUUUACAAUACUGUGCCUCAAUUUACAUAGUACAGUCAGGACUGUAGGAACCAUUAAGGUCAUGACCUUAAUAUUGUUUCUAAAAAAUUGUCUGUUUAAUAGCCUGCAGAGGAUUUUACAUUCAACAGAAAUUGCACAUGGUGGCUUUUGAAGAAUGAUUUUGGUAUUUCUUGGAGUAAUUAUCUUUAAAUAUGACAGCUUUCUGCAAGAAUUAUUAGAUUAAAUUGAUAUAUGAUAAAACGAUGUAGCAUUUCUUCACAAUAAUAACGUCCUAGAUUAUCCUAAGGUUUUGAAACUGGUGCAGAUGACUAAAUACAUGACUGAAGAAAAUGAGAAAAAAAAGUAAAGUAAAAAGAAAAUUCCAGAGAUUUUUUUCACAAAUGCCCUGAAGUCCUAAAG